UUUACGUAUCACAAGCAAAGGACCCAACUGCGAAUUUGAUCUGUAAAGUCAAUUUAUAAUUUGUUCAGUUUGUCCUCUGCUUCACAAAUUUCCCUCGAAAAAAAACCAAAGGCACAAUUCUAAUAUGGCCGGAAAUUGGCUACUCCCGGCACAGUUGACCCGGAGUGGGAGGCCGGUGCUUGAAGCAGGUGAAGUAGAGUGCAGCCUUCUCUCCUCCGUAGACCUCCUUUCUGAAGAAAACCCAAACUUCCCUCACCUUAAAUCGGGCCUCCUCAUUCUCACAACUCACCGUCUUAUUUGGGUCCAAGAAUCAUCCACCACCUUCCCUCCUACUGCUGUAUUCAUCCCUCUUUCAGCUGUCACUCACAUCUUCUCCCUCAAAAAAUCCAUCAAGUCAAUGUUUGCAAGCCCUAGAUUCCGAUUUCAGGCCUCACUUAAAGGGAUGGUGGUGGUGAUUACUUUGAUUCUUAGGGGCAAAUCGGACAUUGACUCGUUUUUAGAGAAGUUUUGGGAAGCAUGGAGAAGGAAAGCUUGGGAAGAUCGGGUAGUAAAAUCUGGGUCGGAGGCUUCGGGUUCGGGUCAUGGGUCGGGUGGUGAUGUAGGAUUUGCAGUGAAGAUGCCGGUUGUUGGUGUAGCUGGGAUAUUGAGGAAAGAGCAGGAGAUGUGGGAGAAUACUGAUAAGAGCUUGCAGGAUGCUUUUCAGGAUUUGAAUGCUCUCAUGGGUAAGGCUAAAGAAAUGGUGAUCCUAGCUGAGAGAAUGAGAACAAAGCUUCUCUCUGGCUCAACUAGUCAGGCCACUGGCACAAAUGAUGAGGAAAUUGGCACCAAAGAAGAGAUGCAAGAAUUACUAUUAAGUGUUGGUAUUGUGUCUCCAGUUACUAAAGAAUCUGCUGGUGCUUUGUAUCAUCAACAAUUAUCUCGGCAGUUGGCAGAUUUUGUCAAAAUUCCACUGGAGAGAUCUGGAGGAAUGAUUAAUCUCAUUGACAUCUAUUGCCUUUUCAAUCGGGCUCGCGGAACAGAAUUGAUCUCGCCCGAUGAUUUGCUGCGUGCUUGUUCUCUCUGGGAGAAGUUUGACGUGUAUGCCUCCCCCUUUUCCCUACACACACNGUGCCCACAAUUCUGCUAUCAAUUGCAGGUAUUUACUAGAAUAAGAUCUUUGGUUACUACACCGGACACUUUACGAGCAGGGAUCACUGCUAGUGAUGCUGCAAUGACUCUGGGAAUUGCUCCAGCUAUGGCCAAAGAGCACCUUCUUGCAGCCGAGGCCAAAGGACUUCUGUGUAGAGAUGUUAGUCCAGAUGGAUUCCGCUUUUUCGUCAAUUUGUUGCAAGAAGUUGAUGCUGAUGAUAUAUUCUUAGUGAAAGAUUAUGGAAUCUACCAUACAUGGGUCAAAGCUAUCUCUGCUGCCAGGUGAAAUAGAAGCAGCAUGAUAAAGAAAUUCAUGCAUCAGGAUGCUCUUUCAGGGCUAGUUUGCGCUGCUUUAGGUGCCUCUUGGAAAUUUAUUUACUGCAAAGCUUGAACGGGAGACUAAAAAUAGGAUGAAUAGUCCCCGUCCCCACUUGAAGAGCCGGAAGGGGAGAUCACAAGGCUGGAGGUUUGCCUAGGUUUUGCUUGUUAGGAUACUCGUGGCACAGGAAUUGAGUUGAAAUUACAUACUUACAGCAUGAUACGGACAGAGAAGUCCACACUAGGUGCAGCAUUUCAAGGUAAAGGUAAUAUACUGCGGCACCUGAUUCUAGUUCCCGUUCGACAGAAAUAAAGAGUUGAACUAGUCUGUAUUAUGGUUAUUUAAGCACUGUAGCAUUGCUUUGUUUCAGUUAUCUUUUCUUGUACAUUUGAAUCAUAGAAACUUCACACAUUUUUAUUGGAUUGCCAUUAUACAGGGGUGCAACAUUGAUUGGUCUCCAAACUAUAUUGGAUAUAGGAAGUUAUGUGUA
Nicotiana tabacum (common tobacco) is the source of this 1937-nucleotide messenger RNA. Lineage: Eukaryota; Viridiplantae; Streptophyta; Magnoliopsida; Solanales; Solanaceae. The record is from RefSeq and is a predicted model, not a curated record.